Paraphaeosphaeria sporulosa is the source of this 2014-nucleotide messenger RNA. RefSeq names its product MFS general substrate transporter. The record is from RefSeq and is a predicted model, not a curated record. Gene Ontology annotation, cellular component: membrane. Bases 467 to 2014 code for a protein of 515 amino acids. Gene Ontology annotation, molecular function: transmembrane transporter activity. The transcript has 4 exons. Gene Ontology annotation, biological process: transmembrane transport. Lineage: Eukaryota; Fungi; Ascomycota; Dothideomycetes; Pleosporales; Didymosphaeriaceae.
CCGGCCAAUCCCGGUUGCAUUACAAGGAUUACAAGUCGUGAAAUAAAGCCUGUGGCUGCUCCAUCAGGGAAUGUGAGUGGCACCGAGGAAGUACGCCUGUUGGAUUAGCUCACUUGCACCCGAGCGAUAUCCAUCCUCCCAAUAAAUGAUAAUACCAAAGACUCCGCAGGGCGUCCUGAAAGCUCCCUUUCCGACAGCUUGCCUCCAACGCGCGUGAACACAAGGACCAACAAUGGCUGCGCCCAAGUAGGCACGACCUCCGACCCCAGAUUCCUGCCCGUACGCGAGCUUGGCAAGCGUGUGAUCGCUUUCCCUUUCCAGCCGGCGCACCGAGGCCAACACGCAGUCGCGCAUCAGUCACAUGAAGUGCGGGACAUCGCGUUGAUAGCGAUAACAAGCGUCUCGAUCCCCGUCUCUCCUCUCCAACGUCCAUGCGACAGAGACGCUGCGCGAGUCGUGAAUCAGAAUGGACGACACUGCGCACAGGAACAGCGACGGAAGCAAAGAUGGGAUGUCGUACCGCGAGCGGAUCGCGGAGAUGGAGCCGGCGCGCAACGGGGAAUCGAGCUCAACGCAAAGAGGGGGAGAUGUAGGAGACGAGAGCGAGCCAGCGACACAUGCGGGCGGUAGGAGGUGGUGGAAGCGUGGCCAGAGAGGGACCUACAGCCAUACGCAUUUCAAAGUGUACAAGAGAAGGUGGUUUGGGCUGGCGCAGCUGGUGCUGUUAAAUAUUGUGGUUUCUUGGGAUUGGUUAACCUUUGCGCCGGUGUCCACCAAGGCUGCAGAAUAUUUCAGAGUCAACGAAAGUUCUAUCAAUUGGUUGAGCACGGCGUUCCUCUUCAGUUUCGUGGCUAUCAGCCCGUGUACGAUAUGGACACUCAAUCGCAGCCCGAAGCAAAGCAUUAUUGUCGCGAGCGUCCUUCUGCUGGCAGGGAACUGGAUCCGCUAUGCAGGUACCAAGGCUGACCGUGGCAUCUUUGGGCUCGUUAUGUUUGGCCAGAUUUUGACUGGACUGGCGCAACCGUUCGUGCUUGCGGCGCCUACCCGCUACUCCGACCUAUGGUUCACCGAGUCUGGACGUGUUAGCGCUACAGCCGUAGCCUCGUUGGCGAACCCCUUUGGCGGUGCUCUCGCCCAACUGAUCAAUCCAUCUCUUGGCUCCAUACCUAACAUCGUCCUUUACGUGUCCAUCAUCGCGACGGUAGCCGCCAUACCCUCGCUGUUCAUCCCAGCCAAGCCUCCCACCCCGCCCUCGGCCUCGUCAGAAGUGCCAAAAGUAGCCCUCAUCCCGUCGCUGAAGGCAUGCUUGCGCUCCCCGCCCUUCUACGUCGUCUUCGUCACCUUCUCAGUCUACGUUGGGUCCUUCAACUCCUUCUCCUCGCUCCUCAACCAGAUCCUCUACCCCUACGCCUACUCAGAAGAUGAGGCUGGCAUCUGCGGCGCCAUCCUGAUCGUCGUGGGACUCGUAACUGCAGCCAUCACAUCGCCCAUCUUCGACCGUACGCAUGCGUACUUGACGGGUAUUAAAAUCUUGAGUACCUUGAUCGCGAUUGGAUAUCUGGCUCUGAUUUGGGCACCUCAGACAAGAGGGCUAGCUGCGCCAUACGUCCUUGCUGCGAUCGAAGGUGCGGCCUCUUUCUCCCUCCUACCUAUUGCUCUCGAAUAUCUCGUCGAGAUUACAUUCCCUGCUUCGCCUGAAGUCAGCUCUACCAUCUGCUGGGCGGGUGGACAACUAUUUGGAGGCAUCUUCAUUGUCAUCAUGAAUGCGUUGAAGGAUCAGCGACCUGUAGAUCUCGCGGAGGUCAGGGAGAUGGGCAGAGGCGCCGGGGGCGAUACGAGGCCGCCGGGCAAUAUGUUCAGGGCGCUUGUCUUCCAAGGAGCCCUUGCUUUGGCGGUGCUGCCGUUGCCAUUGAUGCUGGGCGUCAAACGGCUGGGGUUGGCGCAUGGAGAGGGGAGACUGAGGGUAGAUGAGCACAGGAAUCCGAGUGUAGUGCAAGGGGAAGAGGGGGCUUGA